Molecule: messenger RNA, 951 nt
Organism: Girardinichthys multiradiatus
Lineage: Eukaryota; Metazoa; Chordata; Actinopteri; Cyprinodontiformes; Goodeidae
Product: phosphoinositide-interacting protein-like
Exons: 2
Coding region: 166-573 (135 amino acids)
Biological process (GO): positive regulation of cation channel activity; phosphatidylinositol-mediated signaling
Molecular function (GO): transmembrane transporter binding; phosphatidylinositol bisphosphate binding
Source: RefSeq, a predicted model, not a curated record
GGGAAAAUCUGUGGUGAUGCUUUUUACUGGUUUCUCUGGUCAGGCAGUGGGAGGAAGAUUUUCUCAGCUUAUUAUUUAGCUUUCUGAGUGUUUUGCAUCUUUGUGACUCUAACCUGCAAAAACAAGAAGACUUGAUCCGGAUCUUAAGGAGUCACCCAGGAGGUCAUGCCAGGCAGCCCAGAGAACAUCCCCCUGGGAGAGUGUACACUUUCCCAGUCCCAGGAUCAGCUGACACCCCCGAGCCAUGCAGCGAGCACAGUUUUCACUCUGUCGAGAAGCGAGUCCCUCUGGACCACGGACCCCCCACAGAAAACAUGUGAAGUCUUCUGGUUCCCCAUUCACUUCAUGUCCACCGGGGGAAGCUUCCUGGCCUGUGGCAUCAUCAUCAGCGGCCUGUACUUUGCCGGCCAGUGCAAGAAGGUCACCAACAUCCUGGGACCGGCCCUGCUCUCCAUAGGCUUGAUGAUUUUCGUGGUGGGAAUGGUCCUUAUCCCAAUCACCAAGGAGAACAAAAAGCAGUCGAACAUGAAGAGGCCCCUCAGUUAUUACAAUCCUCCAGUCUUUAAUGUGUGAUGCCAUGAGUGAUUUCCCAGGAAACUUCCGUGUUUGGGAAAACAACUUUCAGCAUGGGAUUAUAUCCAGAAACAAUGUAUGAUGUAACUCAACGUGGAGACAUUUCUGUUUGCUUCCUGGGUCAACAGGACUGACCUUGCUAUCUUGAGUAUGCAUGACUACAUCUGCAUCAGCUGUUGAAAAAAACAUGAGCGCCAGUAGACAAUAAUGUGAAGUUUAAAAUGCAAUUAUUCACACAUUUACUAACAUUUUAGCUCAGAUGACAGUGAGCAAAGAGACUUUUUUAAAUAUUUAUGCAAGGAAGAAUUACACAAGCAAAGUUUUCUAAAGUUGUACUGAACCUGCUGACUCAUGAAUAAUUAAACUGUUUCAUAAUUA